Molecule: messenger RNA, 3697 nt
Organism: Mirounga angustirostris (Northern elephant seal)
Lineage: Eukaryota; Metazoa; Chordata; Mammalia; Carnivora; Phocidae
Gene: NOSTRIN
Product: nitric oxide synthase trafficking
Exons: 16
Coding region: 132-1682 (516 amino acids)
Biological process (GO): cell migration; signal transduction; actin filament organization
Cellular component (GO): cytoplasm; plasma membrane
Molecular function (GO): protein binding
Source: RefSeq, a predicted model, not a curated record
GACCAGGACUGACGUACUCGAGGCCCCUUGAAUACAGGAAGUCCAGAACACACCCAGUUUCUUGAAUGUAGUUUUCUUGAAUGCUGAACGCUGGAGUGUAGGUAAAAGGACAGAAGGAAAACAACUCCAAUAUGAGGGACCCACUGACAGAUUGCUCGUAUAAUAAAGUGUACAAGAACCUAAAGGAGUUUUCUCAAAAUGGAGAGAAUUUCUGCAAGCAGGUCACAUCCAUUCUCCAGCAAAGGGCAAACUUGGAGAUUAACUAUGCCAAAGGACUUCAGAAACUGGCAAUCAAGUUAAGCAAAGCUUUGCAGAGCACAAAAAAAAACUGUCUCGUUAGUGCCUGGGCCUGGGUCUCAGAGGGCAUGAAAUCUGCAGCAGACCUGCAUCAAAAACUUGGCAAAGCAAUUGAGUUGGAAGCAAUAAAACCAACUCAUCAAGUCCUGAGUGUACAUGAAAAGAAGAGAAAAUCACUUGAUAACGAAGUUGAAAAGGCAGCAAAUCUUGUCAUUGGCAACUGGAAUCAACAAAUCAAGGCCAAGAAGAAAUUAAUGAUUAGUACCAAGAAGCAUGAGGCACUUUCCCAUCUUGUAGAAAGCUCCAGGCAAACUGUGACUAAGAAGGAGAAGCAGAAGCUCCUCAGUAAACUGAAAAAAUCGACGGAGAAGUUGGCAAAAGAAGAUGAAAAUUACUACCAAAAAAACCUGGCUGGCUGUGCUACCAGACUCAAGUGGGAAAACACACUGGAAAAUUGUUACCAGAGCAUCCUGGAACUGGAGAAGGAAAGAAUUAAACUUUUAUACAAUAACUUGAACCAAUACACCCAACAUAUUUCUGUUUUUGGCCAAACUCUGACCACACAACCCUGUUCUGCUUUCUUGGCAUUGCAGUGCCACACGCAGAUUCACUGUGCUAUCAGCAAGAUAGAUGUGGAAAAAGAUACCCAGGCUGUCAUGGAAGAAACUGCAGUUUCAUCCACAGAAAAUAAAUCCGAGUUCCUAUUAACCGAUUACUUUGAAGAAGAUCUUAACAAUGCAAUGAAUAAAGAGCGACAAGAGUCUUCAUUAAAGUCAAAACUGUUAAGACUGCAAAAAGAUAUUGAAAAAGCCUCAAGAGACCAGGAAGGCCUGGAACGCAUGCUGAAGUCCUACUCCAGGGACCCCGCCUUCUCGGACGCAGAGAGUCAAAAAAUCACAGCAGCCUUGAUGGACGAGACCAAUUUGAAACUAGACCUUUUGCAAGCAAACUCCUACAAACUGUCAUCGGUGUUAGCAGAACUUGAGCAAAGACCUCAACCCAGCCAUCCCUGUAGUAACUCCAUCUUCAAGUGGAAAGAAAAGCAACAGACACAUAGUUAUGUAAAAAUAACUCGGCCUUUUCUGAUGAAGAGAUUAGAGAAUGUUGUGAGCAGGACAUCUUCUGGUGGGCAGAGAAUCCCAAGUUCCUCAUCUACAGCCUCCGGUGUGGCCCAGCUCGGCAGUGGUCUUUGCAAGGCUUUAUAUUCUUUUCAAGCCAGACAAGAUGAUGAAUUAAAUUUGGAAAAAGGCGACAUUGUGACUAUAUACAGGAAACAAGAAGAAGGAUGGUGGUUUGGCUCCCUGAAUGGAAAAAAGGGCCAUUUUCCUGCUGCUUAUGUGGAGGAGCUCCCUUCAAAUGCUGGGAACCCGGCUACCCAGGCAUAAAACAAGAUUCUGAACACACCGCCUUCCUUUGUCAGCUGUACAGGGCAGUGCAAAUAAAGAUAAAUGCUGUAAUCCUUACAAAUAGAGAAUGGAGUCUUACCCGUGUGUCACCGCACUUUGCACUCUUGCUUGUUUGCUUGAAACAGAAUCAGAAGAUUGAAAGUGGAGGGAGGCGGGAAAGAGGCCCCACAGCAACUAGAGUUUUCAAAUCUUAAAAGACCCUAGAGAUGCCCCAACACAGCUCCCGGGGUCACACAGGGAGAGAGACAGAGUUCAGACCGUUCAGCCACUUGCCUGAACUCACAUAGUUUUCUGGUAGCACCACAGAGUUUAGGACUUAGAUGUCCUUUUCGUCUGGAUUCUGUGGCAACAGGCCAGAGCAGGCCUGUGAGGGGUAUAGCAGGGCCCGGGAGGCGAGGAAGAACAGAUUAAGAAUGAGAUGAAGAGCUCAGCAGAGCCUGGCAGGUCAGACCCCAGGUUAGGAGAGGGUAGAAUAGAGGAUCGGGAGCUGAGGCCAAGAGUCCCGAUGAUCAGAAGAGGGGAUGGUAGACAAGAUGUCUGGCUACAAGGCAGGGGAGCUUAGUGUAGAGUGGAGUUCCAUCCUCAGCCAGCAAGCUUUUGAGGCAGUGGCUUCUUAAAUACGCCCUGUGCACACCCAGAACUGCUCUUAGAAGGGAGGUCAGGUGUGAGCCGGAGAUGGCUUGGGAUCUGAGAGCAAGAACGAAGUGGCUAGGAAACGGUUAGGAAGGAGACAGUGCCUGAAAUCUCUUGCCUCCUUGUCCAUUUGGAAACUUCAUAUACCAAUUUAGAGAUAAGAAAUUUGCACUUCUCAAGUAGGUCAUUAUGAAAGGAAUACCCUAAGCAGCUUCUUAGUGAAAGGAACCUUAAAUGCUGAGUCUCUCUGGAUCGAAAGUUCUAGAAACCAACAUUUACUGUUAAAAUGGAAUAUUUAGAGAGAAGCAGCUUUAUGCUGCUUCCCCAAAUGCCCUUUAAUGGGAAAACAUUGGGGCUGAGAGAGGGUAGGCUUCAAAUUUUUCCCAAGGGGAACAUUUCAGAAUGGAGAGAAGUGGUACAGCAGCGUCUUUCAGAAAAUGACCUAAAUCAGCCUGGAGAUCCCACUCUCCUGAAUGGAGGGUUAUAGUGUUGAUAGAAACAUCCAGGCAUGUUUACUCUUGUACCAGAUAGUGUGACAUUAGAGUAAUUAAAAUCCAUUUCAUUACUCUUGUGCCACUUACCUCUUUUUUUAAAAUUUAUUAAAUUUUGCACUUUCAAAAGGAAUUUUUCAAACCAAGGUACAUAUAUUUUUUAUACUCUGCACCAUUACACUUCUAUAGCAGGAAUAGAGAUAUUUAUAGACAUAGAUACCAGACCUGAAGGAGCUCCAGUAAAAUUUGUUAUGUAAGACAUAACUUACAACCUAGAAGAACAGAUCAGAAGUUUUAAUGUCAUCCUUAAUGGUGUACUAAUGAAGGCUUUCUACGUGUAGAAAGUUGGCUGAGUAAUAGGCCAUUAGACCAUGAACGGAAAAUUGAAAUUUAUAUUUCCUCUUCAUCUUCCUUCUUUCCACUAAGCCUUGAUGUAUAAAAAAUUGUGUAGCAAUUGACUGCAGCCUACAACGGAUCAUUUGUGUAGAAAAAGGGAUGAUAAUGGUGGCUGGGCCCUAAAGCUCAUUGGAAGUAAUUUUCAAAGAAAGAUGCCCCUCUACCUUUGUAAAUCUGUUUUACUUUGUGAAAACAUAAAUGAUUUUCCUGUUUUGUAACAUUGCUGCAAAUUCUUUUUGCACCUGUGACAUAGAAAUUUUAACGUUCAAGGAAAUACUAUCGUCAAACUACAUGUACAAAUAUAGUUGGGUAGAGCAGACUUGUUGAAUAUCGUUUUAGUAGGGCAAGAAUUUUCUGAUUGGACAGGUGGGAAUGGUAUCCCUUACAUUUAGAUAAAAAUUAAGUGUAUAUUGUGAAGAUUAAUGAUGUUCACAAGUCUUCCAUACAGAAUAAAAUAAUUUUUAAUAUUAAUAA